Molecule: messenger RNA, 4243 nt
Organism: Chelmon rostratus (copperband butterflyfish)
Lineage: Eukaryota; Metazoa; Chordata; Actinopteri; Chaetodontiformes; Chaetodontidae
Gene: mapta
Product: microtubule-associated protein tau a
Exons: 16
Coding region: 98-1675 (525 amino acids)
Biological process (GO): neuron projection development; microtubule cytoskeleton organization
Cellular component (GO): neuron projection
Molecular function (GO): microtubule binding
Source: RefSeq, a predicted model, not a curated record
CCGGGUUCAAAGUGUACAUGAAGGACGCCGUCAUUACGUUUAAUCCUCAGAACGGGCCUCCUGAUCAGCUGCUCCACAUCCUGACCUGCGACUGCCAAUGGACUACGUCAACAACGCCUCCAACAGCUACGGUUCUGGAGACACCAUGAGCUCCUCCUUAGCCAACAUGACCAUCAACGACCAGCACCACCAGGAGAACGGAGUCCAGAUGGGACACAGAAGCCCCGGAGACGCCAAAAUGAAAGUACGUAGCCUAGCUUUCCCCAGUUUACAGCCCUCACUAGUGCAGUCGUUCUCCCCGUUUCUGCUUCCCAUCAUGCCGCGCUCAAACAGGAAGUCAGGCCCGUCUGCAGAGAUAAACGGCGCAUCUAUCAACGGCGAAACACAACAGGACGAGGCGGCGCUCGGUGAAAAUGGGGUGAAAUCUGUGUCUGAACUGUCUCGACCAGCGAGCAGCAGCCAUGACGACGAGGUGCCACCUGCAGCGGCGCCUGCAGAGAGAGGCGGCGACGAGGCCGAGAGCGCCUCAGGUGAAGACGAGGGCCCGCCGGCCGGAGCAGCUUCAACAGCUCAAGCAAAGAUGGAUAACGGCUCUGCAGAUAAGACUCAAACUGCCACCAAACCAACCUCUUCCCUUAAAAGACCAUCCAUAGUCACCAAGAGCAGCAAAACACCCGACUCGUCCCGAAACGGCCCCAGCUGCAUCCCCGUUAAAGCCGGCAGCACGGGGCCCAGGCAUCCCGGAAGUCUUGGUGCAAAGUCUCAAACCGCCGGAGCCAAAACUUCUGCCAGAACUUCAGCUGGACCAGCUAGUGCCAAGAAACCUCCCACUCCAAAAAAUGAAAAAGACGCUCAGAGUGGACAAAGCAGCCCCGGGACUCCAAAAUCGCCCUCGAGCCAGGUGCUUUCUGCGAAGGCGGCGGCCGAGGCCAACAAAGUGAAGAAGGUGGCGGUGGUGCGUUCCACGCCCAAAUCCCCGGGCUCGCUGAAGAGCCGCCCGCCGGCGCCUCUGGCCGCCGCGGCGCCCAUGCCGGACCUGAAGAACGUCAAGUCCAAGAUCGGCUCCACAGACAACCUGAAACACCAGCCCGGAGGAGGGAAGGUACAAAUCCUUGAUCAGAAGGUGGACUAUAGUAAUGUCCAGUCUAAGUGUGGCUCCAAAGGCAAUAUGAAACAUGUACCCGGUGGCGGCAAUGUCCAGAUCCUGGAUAAGAAGCUGGACUUGACUAACGUCCAGGCUCGCUGUGGCUCUAAAGACAACCUGAAGCACACACCCGGUGGAGGCAAGAUUCAAAUUGUGCACAAAAAGAUCGACCUGAGCAGCGUGACCUCUAAAUGUGGAUCGAAAGACAACAUCCGUCAUAAACCAGGUGGUGGAAACAUUGAGAUCAAAAAUGAGAAGCUGGAGUUCAAAGUUCAGUCCAAGAUCGGCUCUCUGGACAACAUCGGCCACGUCCCUGGCGGCGGACAGAGGAAGAUUGAGACCCACAAGCUGACCUUCCGUGAGGGCGCCAAGGCCCGCACUGACCACGGCGCCGAGAUCGUCUCUCUGGAAGACUCCCCCCACCAGCUCAGCACCGUGUCCUCCUCCGGCAGCAUCAACAUGGCCGACUCCCCGCAGCUCUCCACGCUGGCCGACCAGGUGUCCGCCUCUCUGGCCAAACAAGGCUUGUGAGCGCACCGCCCUUCCCCCCCUCGUCCACCUCCACCUCGACCACACGACCACGUAGAGGAGUUGUGACGCCUCCCUCGUUGUUUUCACAGGACUUUUUUAGCUCCCAUCACUGUUUGUCCUUCACUAACCUUUGAAACUGUUCUUGAGGCUUCACCUGUAGACGUCCGGAGAAAAACGACGAUUAACGAGUAGCCGACAUGUGUUAAAUUUCUCUCUGUGGUCUCUUGAUUUGCUCUUUCUACCUUUUGUAAUGUCCCUUUAAGAGCCGAAGCACCCAGCAGAGCAGAGUUGUCCCCCGUGGAAGUGAGGAGUCCUCUUCCUCCUGGUAAAUCCGGCCUCAUCUAACACACACUGACUGUGAACCCUUUAGGUUUUGACCGUCCCUUUGAUGGCUGUCCCCCGAUGUCUGUUUUUUUUUUUUUUUUUUUUGAUAAGAAUAUUAACCGGGAUGAUGGAGGGCGAUGCUGACUGUUAGGUGCCGGUUUGUGCUGAAGCAGAAGGAGCAGUUGCAGCGUUUGUUGACGGGGGCGUGAGGAGAAAACCGUUAGAAGAGAAGUAGCAAACUUUGAUCCAGGCAGAAAAAUGCUUUCAGACCUCACAGCUGUCUUUGCUUUGUGUAGUCCGACACGUCGCGGCGCCUCCUGCAGGUCGCCUGGAUAAAAAAAACGAACGGCUAGAGUAGAAACUUUGGUUUGUGUUGGGCACAGUUUUCUAAUCGUACUCUGUGGAUAUAUGACAUGUAUUUGAUAUGAAGAAACAUUUGUAUCGUGCCUGCUGCUGUCGGUGUUUUUUGUUCUUUUUUGUUACCGCUCUAUUGUAAAUGCGCUAAAGCUUGACGUGCGAGGAGGAGAAUUAACCUUAAGGCGUUUAAAGUGUAACUUUCGUGGCCAAAUGAUGAAGAGGAGGGUGAGUUCAUCAUUGAUUACAGUAUUUAAACUGCUUCGUGCACAUAGAAUAACGUUCAUCGCAAUUAUUGAAAAAUACGAUUGUUAAAGCGAGACUACGUAACUUCUGCCGAACGGAGGGGACAAUUAGGAGCUAAUGCUAAAUGCUAAGCUAAUAGUUAUCCUUUAUCUAAAAUGCUAAGCUAAGAGUAGCUCAAGUGUAAGUGUACUGACUCUAAUGUUAAUUGACCUUACAUUAGCUAACAUUAGCCACCAUUAGCUCGUGGUCGUACCAGACCAAACGAAACGCUUCGGACUCUUUAGCGACACAAACGGUGAAUUUUCCUGCCGAUGAAUUUGACUUUUAUCUGAUCAGAACAAGAUUUAAUUUCUUCUCAGAUGUUGCAUAGUCUCACUUUAAAGGUUGAACUAGUAUUUUAAGCAUCACUCUACCAGAAUGAAUAUGGCUGUCGUAUUGUACCGCAGACGGAUGGGUGGAUGGAUGGAUGGAUGGAUGGAUGGUGGGGGGAUGAGCUGAUUGGGCCACGUUGAGAUAAAGGAUUUGAAAAGAAAUGAGCAAACUGUACAGCAGUGCGUUAAUCAUGACGUCUGUACCCGAAACACAGGAUUCAUCAUCCGGCUGCUUUCAUCUCAUCGAAGCAAAAACUACACCGCAUGGCCAAAAGUAUGUGGACACCUGAAUAUUACACCUGUUCACUGUGUUAACCUGCUGCUUUAACAGCCUGCCUGCAGACAUUCACUCCCAUUCAGCCUCAAGAGAAUGAGUGAGGUCCAACACUGAUGCUGGUGAUCAGGUGUGCCGUUCCAGCUCAUCCCCAAAGGGUGAGGUCGAGGUCUGGACUCAGGCCAGUCCAGUUCUGUCACCUGGCCUGAAAAGGUGAAAGUAUCCAUUGAUUCAAAAGCUCAAAAUCUAAGAUAAAAAAGAUCAGAGGAAGUGAUGCAACGUGAUGUUUUUCUGCUUUCCUGUCCUUCAAACCACGGAGGCCUAAGGCGGGGCUGUCCACAUACUUUUGGCCACAGAUUAGAAGAUCCUAAUGGAGUUUUUACACACUGACUGAUCUUGAAGGACUCUGAGAUGAAAUGAAGGCAGCCGGCCGGAGAUGAAUCACCUGUCCCCUGAAACUCCCCUCCGCUCAGAGACGUCCUGACGUCCAUCAGUGCUCCUGGUCAUUCAUCGCUGUCCCUCAGUAAUAUAAAGUGAAGACCUUCUUGCAUGCCCCUCAUGUAAGAGACAGCCGUCUGCUUGUUGCCUCCCCUUCACUAAGUGGUCUCUGUGUGUGUGUCUCUCUGGAUCUGAUGCGGGACGUCCCACACUUUGCUCCCGGCUGUGUGUCGACAUCACCUCUGUUACAGCAGCAUCACAGGACUAACAUUAUCUGCAUGCUAACUGCUUGGUUUUUCAGACAGACCUGAUGCUGAGGGACAGACUGCAGAGGCGACGUUGUGUGUGUGUGUGUGUGUGUGUGCGCGUGGUAAAGAGUGUGUGUUUGUUCCGGAGCAGUCUGAGAGGUUUCUGCAGUAACAAAACUCAUCACCUUUCUUUGGUUACUUCUGACGCUGUACAGUUGUGGAAAUGUGAUUGUUCUCGUUAUUGUGCAUUUUAUCAAUAACUGGUUUCUGAUGACUUGUUGCUGUAUAUGUGUAUUUGAAAAUAAAUGCUAUG